UAUAUAAUCUUAGACUAAUAGUUUAUAAUUGAUUGAUUUAUAUUACUGAAGCUUUUAAAUAUUAAAAGAGGAAGUCUACAACAUUGUCCUUUAUUAUAGAUGUUCAAUGUGUAAAAAUAAAUGAUUAUCGAAAUAAAAUGUCUCUAAAAGCUUUCUCUAAAAAGCUGAAUAAUUCAAGCCAAGAACAUAGUUCAGAUUGUGUUCCGUUAUUUCAUCCCCAAUAUUCAGUAUCUAGCACUGGUACGAGUAAUUAUAGCACAUCGCCUCUCUUCACUGCAGAUAAUGUCGCUUCUUUUUCACAAAAAAUAAGAGGACAUAUUUCAUCACCACUAAGUGAUAUCGUACACGAUUACGUGUCUUCAGUGGGAACAAGUUAUGGGCACCAUGGGGCAACGAAUUUUAUGUCCAAGAUAUCAAGCAUGUCGGACUUUAUGGACCCCAACAGCCUUAGAACAACUUUUGAACCCUUCAAUGCUUACCUCAAUAUGAAUGCUCUACAGAAUAACAGUGCAAACUUACAAGGUGUGCAAGAGCAGGAUUUCACUCGCUUACUCAUGGUGCCUCCAGCCUCCCUGUUAGCAUCUUGUUCCUUAGUGCAUUUCAUUUGGCUAUGCAUCACAUAUUUAUGUUUUUUGAGUGCUCUUCUUUCUUUUCUUUUUGCUUGGAUGUUAUUUAAGCAACGCAUUCCCUUCGCACUAGUCAAAGUAAAACACAACUGGAAUUAUUCCUUGAAGUCACGUGCAUGUGCUUUUGCAGGUCUUUAUUACCUUUUGGCGUACUUUUUAUUGUUAACCGGUUGUAUUUGGUCGCUACUGUCACGUGCUCGUCGAUGUAUUGAUUAUUUCAGUACAUUUAUUCGACACUCGCGUAUUGUACGAUUUUUGCGAUUCUACCGACGCCGUUUAUUCGGUUCCAACAAUUUGAUUAUAGAAGAAGGUAAUUUUAUACUUGAAAAUAUCCCCCCAAUGUCACGGGAAGCUACCACAAGGACGUCGUUAAGCACCAAAAUUGGGUUGAAGCUACGUGGGCGCUGUCGGAUUCCUUCGAUAUAAUGAGGAUCUAAAUCUUUGAUCUUGUGUCUGUGCUAUGUUUCCCAAUUCAAUGAAGUUCUUUUUCUCAGAAAAUGUAACAGGAUAGUUGGCUUAACUUGAGUAUUAUCUUCCAUUGGUGUGAUGUGAUAUAUUUUAAAAUAUUGUAUUAAAAAAAAAUGCACUAAAAGUAUAAACCUGUUCAUUUAUUCUACCCUCUGGAUGUCUUAAUGCACUACAUGAUAUGUGUAUAUAUUUUAGAAAAAUAUACUCUAUUGAACUCUAUCCUUUUCAGAUUUGCGUUGAAUUUUUUAUCAUCUUUUGCAUAUAUAUAUUUUUGUCAAUGUGUACUUUGUGAUUUGAUU
Molecule: messenger RNA, 1393 nt
Organism: Phytomonas sp. Hart1
Lineage: Eukaryota; Euglenozoa; Kinetoplastea; Trypanosomatida; Trypanosomatidae
Source: the annotation of a GenBank genome assembly